AUGCUGAUUAAGAGGAAAAUGUGUGCCGGCACCGAGAACAAGCUGAGCUCCCUCUCUGACCUGGAGCAGCAGUACCGGGCCCUGCGCAAGUACUAUGAGAACUGUGAGGUAGUGAUGGGCAACCUGGAGAUCACCAGCAUCGAGCACAACAGAGACCUCUCCUUCCUGAGGUCUAUCCGAGAAGUCACGGGCUAUGUGUUGGUGGCUCUGAACCAGUUUGAGUACCUGCCCCUGGAGAACCUGCGCAUCGUUCGUGGCACCAAGCUCUACGAGGAGCGAUACGCUCUGGCCAUAUUCCUUAACUACAGGAAGGAUGGGAACUUUGGACUCAGGGAACUUGGCUUGAGGAACCUGACAGAGAUACUGAAUGGAGGGGUGUACGUUGGCCAGAACAAAUUCCUCUGCUUCGCAGACACCAUUCAUUGGCAAGACAUCGUGCGUAACCCCUGGGCCUCCAACUUCACUCUGGUUCCAACAAAUGGCAGCUCAGGAUGUGGUCGUUGCCACAAGUCCUGCACUGGACGGUGCUGGGGACCAACAGAGAAUCACUGCCAGACCUUGACAAAGACUGUGUGUGCAGAGCAGUGUGAUGGACGCUGCUACGGGCCCUACGUCAGCGACUGCUGCCACCGCGAGUGCGCCGGGGGCUGCUACGGACCCAAGGACACCGACUGCUUUGCCUGUAUGAAUUUCAAUGACAGUGGUGCCUGUGUGACACAGUGCCCCCAGACCUUCGUGUACAACCCCACCACCUUCCAGCUGGAGCACAACCACAACGCCAAGUACACCUAUGGGGCUUUCUGCGUCAAGAAGUGCCCGCACAACUUUGUGGUGGAUUCCAGCUCUUGUGUCCGGGCAUGUCCCAGCUCCAAGAUGGAAGUUGAAGAAAAUGGUAUUAAGAUGUGCAAGCCCUGCACUGACAUUUGUCCUAAAGCAUGUGAUGGCAUUGGGACAGGGAGUUUGGUGUCAGCUCAGACAGUGGAUUCCAGCAACAUUGACAAGUUUGUAAACUGUACCAAGAUCAAUGGCAACCUCAUCUUCCUUGUCACUGGAAUUCAUGGAGACCCAUAUCACACGAUCGCUGCCAUCAAUCCAGAGAAAUUAAAUAUCUUCCAAACAGUGAGAGAGAUAACAGGGUAUUUGAACAUACAGUCGUGGCCUGAGAACAUGACAGACUUCAGGGUGUUUUCUAACUUGGUUACCAUUGGUGGGAGAGCUCUCUAUAGUGGCCUUUCCUUGCUCAUCCUGAAGCAACAAGGCAUCACUUCCCUGCAGUUCCAGUCCUUGAAGCAAAUCAGUGCUGGCAACAUCUACAUCACAGACAACAGCAAUCUGUGCUACUACCACACUGUCAACUGGACCAGCCUCUUCAGCACCCCCAGCCAAAAGACAGUGAUCCACCGGAACAAAAGGGCAGAGAACUGCACUGCUGAUGGGAUGGUGUGCAAUGAGCUGUGCUCCAGCGACGGCUGCUGGGGCCCGGGGCCGGACCAGUGCCUGUCCUGCAAGCGCUUCAUCAGGGGCAGGACCUGCAUCGACUCCUGCAACCUCUACGAUGGGGAAUUCCGAGAAUUUGCAAACGGUUCUGUCUGUGUGGAGUGUGAUCCCCAGUGUGAAAAGAUGGAGGAAAACAUGAUCACUUGCUACGGGCCGGGUCCUGACCACUGCACAAAGUGUUUCCAUUUUAAGGAUGGUCCAAAUUGUGUGGAAAAAUGUCCUGAUGGCUUGCAGGGGGCCAACAGCUUCAUUUUCAAGUACGCCGAUGAGGACCGGGAGUGCCAUCCGUGUCACCCAAACUGCACCCAGGGGUGCAUAGGGCCCCACCUGGAGGACUGCAUUGGGCUGAUGGAUAGAACGCCCCUGAUUGCUGCUGGAGUUAUUGGUGGCCUCUUCAUCAUCGUCAUUAUGGGCCUGACGUUUGCUGUGUACGUUCGGCGCAAGAGCAUCAAGAAGAAAAGAGCACUGCGAAGGUUCCUGGAGACUGAGCUCGUGGAACCCCUGACCCCGAGCGGCACGGCGCCCAACCAAGCACAGCUCCGCAUCCUGAAGGAGACAGAGCUGAAGAGAGUCAAGGUGCUGGGCUCUGGAGCCUUUGGAACGGUGUACAAGGGAAUCUGGGUCCCUGAGGGAGAAACAGUAAAGAUUCCUGUGGCCAUUAAGAUCCUUAAUGAGACCACUGGUCCGAAAGCCAACGUGGAGUUUAUGGAUGAAGCUCUCAUCAUGGCCAGCAUGGACCACCCACACCUGGUGAGACUCCUGGGGGUCUGCUUGAGCCCCACCAUCCAGCUGGUCACUCAGCUGAUGCCUCACGGCUGCCUCCUGGAUUAUGUCCAUGAACACAAGGAUAAUAUUGGCUCCCAGCUCCUGCUGAACUGGUGUGUCCAAAUAGCUAAGGGAAUGAUGUACCUGGAAGAGAGGAGACUCGUUCACCGGGACUUGGCAGCCCGUAACGUCCUGGUGAAAUCACCAAACCACGUGAAAAUCACUGACUUUGGCUUGGCCAGGCUUCUGGAAGGGGAUGAAAAGGAGUAUAAUGCUGAUGGGGGAAAGAUGCCAAUUAAGUGGAUGGCUCUGGAGUGCAUACACUACAGGAAAUUUACCCAUCAGAGUGAUGUGUGGAGCUAUGGAGUCACCAUCUGGGAGCUGAUGACCUUUGGUGGGAAGCCAUACGAUGGAAUCCCAACUCGAGAGAUCCCUGACCUCUUGGAGAAGGGAGAGCGGCUGCCCCAGCCCCCCAUCUGCACUAUUGAUGUUUAUAUGGUGAUGGUGAAGUGCUGGAUGAUUGAUGCUGACAGUCGGCCAAAAUUCAAGGAGCUGGCUGCUGAAUUCUCUAGAAUGGCUCGAGACCCUCAGAGAUACCUGGUAAUUCAGGGAGAUGAUCGUAUGAAGCUCCCAAGCCCAAAUGACAGCAAGUUCUUCCAAAAUCUUCUUGAUGAGGAAGACCUGGAAGAUAUGAUGGAUGCUGAAGAGUAUCUUGUUCCUCAAGCCUUCAACAUUCCUCCUCCCAUCUACACCUCCAGGACAAGAAUUGAUUCCAACAGGAACCAGUUUGUAUACCGGGAUGGUGGCUACGCUGCCGAGGUGCCGAUGCCGUACAGGGCUCCAGGCUGCAUCAUUCCAGAGGCCCCAGCCGCUCAAGGGGCCACAGCAGAGAUCUUUGAAGACACUUGCUGCAAUGGCACGAUGCAGAAACAGGUGGCAACCCUGGCAAAAGAGGACAGCAGCACCCAGAGGUACAGCGCCGACCCCACCGUCUUCAUUCCCGAGCGGGUCGUGCGGGGAGAGCUGGAUGAGGAUGGGUACAUGACACCGAUGCGAGACAAACCUAAAACAGAUUACCUAAACCCAGUGGAAGAGAACCCCUUUGUUUCCCGACGAAAGAACGGAGAUCUCCAAGCUGUGGACAACCCAGAGUACCACAACGCUCCCAACGGGCAGCCCAAAGCCGAGGAUGAGUACGUGAACGAGCCCUUGUACCUCAACACCUUCGCCAACACCUUGGAAAACGCAGAGUACCUGAAGAACAAUUUGCCAGAGAAAGCCAAGAAGGCCUUUGACAACCCAGACUACUGGAACCACAGCCUGCCCCCACGGAGCACCCUCCAGCACCCGGACUACCUGCAAGAGUACAGCACAAAAUACUUUUACAAACAGAAUGGACGGAUCCGGCCCAUAGUGGCAGAGAAUCCUGAAUACCUCUCCGAGUUCUCCCUGAAGCCUGGCACUGUGCUUCCCCCGCCGCCCUACAGACACCGGAAUACCGUGGUGUAGUGGCUGUGCUCUCACUGAAGUGGAAAGGCAACCCCUUCUAGCUGCCUCACUCGUGCUCUCUCGCUCCCCCUUCC
This is a messenger RNA of Pseudopodoces humilis (Tibetan ground-tit), 3845 nucleotides long. It is a transcript of the gene ERBB4, whose product is annotated as erb-b2 receptor tyrosine kinase 4. The record is from RefSeq and is a predicted model, not a curated record. Gene Ontology annotation, cellular component: plasma membrane; basal plasma membrane; signaling receptor complex. NCBI's taxonomy places the organism in Eukaryota, Metazoa, Chordata, Aves, Passeriformes, Paridae. Gene Ontology annotation, biological process: cell surface receptor protein tyrosine kinase signaling pathway; positive regulation of cell population proliferation; positive regulation of kinase activity. Gene Ontology annotation, molecular function: transmembrane receptor protein tyrosine kinase activity; ATP binding; epidermal growth factor receptor binding.